AUGUCUUAUCAGUAUCAGGCGACAUCAGAGAUCACGGUAAAUGGAAUACCAAGCUGUGUUACUGGAUUUCGCGACGGAUACGACAGCGGUUCUGGAGGUGCGAAGACUAUGAACAGUAUGGUAGCACACAAUAUGAGCAAUUCCCUGGCAACGCUCUGCAAUAUUGGCAAUUCAUGUUAUAUGAACUCCGUACUGUAUACGUUACGAUUCGCCCCUAACUUCACACACAAUCUACACCAUCUCAUCGAGUACCUUGAGCUAGUUGUCCAGAAAUCGAUCGGUGACCAUCCAUUUUCGCUGCUGCGCCUGUCGCAUUACACAAGCACGCAGCAUCAAUUGGCACAGCAGCAUAAACCAAAAUCGUCUUCGCUAGGACGUAAUAUACCUGGACUACAUGGUGCGAACUGUCGCAGUUGGAGUAGCAAAGAUUUGGCUUCACUUGGUAGUAAUGGAAGCAAUAGUGGGGGAUCGAUAGCAACCUUCAGCAGCGUUACUGGCAGUGGCCAGAGUGUGUUUACUGGAUCUGUAAUUAACAAUGGAAUGGCAAGUGAGCCAGGCUCUAACAUAGUGUGCAGUGCGGGGGUCGCCACCACUGCGACGAAUUCUUCGAUAGGAAGCGAUAGUUCAAACAACGUCAAGCAACGUGAAAACGAAAGUGUCGUUCACACGGGAGGGGUAAAAAACAAACGACAGAUGGUAUGCGAAACACUGCACGAACUGUUUCAUAACCUAGCACGCAACGAAGCGACGGAAAUAACUGAACCAUUCCACGCCGGUAACUUGUUGCAGGCUGUCCAAUGCGUUAGUGCAACGUUCGAGGGCAAUCAGCAGCAGGAUGCGCAUGAGUUUCUCAUGUGUAUCCUUGAUAGUGUGCGCGAAGCGUGCCAGACACUCAACAAAAAUCUGGUCGAAAAUCCCGAUCUACUGAGCAAUAGCACCACUUCACAAGCGGUAGCACCAUCAGCAGAAGCAAUGGAUAACCCAAGCGUUGCCGCCACCACCUCACUGCUAUCAUCAUCCUCAGAGUCAAAGUCAGGUGGCACACCUUUUAUAGCACGCAACAUUUUCCGGCGACGCAAAGAGUCGGUGAAAAGUGCAAAAGUAUUCUCCUGCUCAAGAGAUCUAGCUAAAUCUCAGACGGCCGUACCAGCAUUCGUAACUGCAGCGGCGGUAGACUGUACUACCAAUGAGCAAACACCAACAGUCGGCAGAAACCAAACGGAUGCAUCGGCAGAUGCUGGAUGCGGAAUGGGAAACCAAGUAGAAGGAGGAAACCAAAAGACACACCUUCUCGACGGACGUGUUGAGGUGCAAGAUCGCAUUCGUGAUUUGGGGCUUAAUUUUUUUUGUGAAGACUUUGAAGGCGUUACCGUGUCCCGCACACGUUGUCUCUCCUGUGAGACAAUUACGGAGCAGAAGGAAACGAUGAUAGACAUUGCGAUUCCGAUCAUGGCCAGCGAGGUGAAUGAUGCUGCAAAAAAUCCACAGCAGUUCUAUCAGGAUGCAUGUAUCACCCAGGAGUACUUUAGGGGUGAUAAUAAGUACCGUUGUGAGGUAUGUAGCGGCUACACGGAAGCCUGCCGUACAAUAUCGUUCGACGUCCUGCCACGGUUGCUAGUACUGCAGCUAAAGCGUUUUAACGGCGACAUGGAGAAGAUUAACAGCUACAUACCGACACCGUUUGUGUUGCAGUGUUUCUGCCGUGACUGCCUUGGCAAGCAGAAUAGUGAGAGACGCCAUGUAUAUCGAUUGUACAGUGUUAUCACGCACGUUGGUGCGCGUCUAUCCGUUGGUCACUAUAUCGCUUACACGAGUGCGCUUGAUUUCCCACUGCAGUACGUAAACUGUGCACGGGAGCGCCAACGUCGUUGCGUUCUGUCUGCUACGUUCGAAGGCGGUCUGCAAGGGUCGGCCUCAGAUGGCCUCGGCGGCUAUGGGGCUCCCGUCGGUAAGGGCCAUGCUGCUGGUGGAAGUGAAAAAAGCACCUCUGGUCAGCUUAAAAAGUUGUUCGGGGGCAAAAAGGCAUCUAGUGCGAGUGAUAUGAGUAAGAAGCUGAAGAAUAACGUGAUCAGUCGGUUUUCGCCUAACAACGGUGUGGAAGCGGUACAGUUGAACGGCAAUGCAGGGCCGCAAUCCGGCAACAACGGAUCUAUCGGAUUAUCCGGUGUCGGAGAUUAUUUCAAUGGCGGCCCUUUUUGCGUUGGUGAGAGGCUCGAUGGUUCCAUUGUCAGUGGAUACGGAGGAGAAAACGGUGCGGUCAAGACUCGAGAACACAUGUUCAGCAGACUGGCGUGCCAAAGUGGAGGAUGCUGCGGAAUAAGUUUAAAGGCUGCCACACGCCACCAACAGGUAUCAGCAUCUGCUAGUGUAUGUGCUGGCGGCAUUGGCAGUGGAAAUGGAGCGAGUAGUUCUACAACUUCCGUGACAACACGGUCUGCCAACUGCCGUCCGGCUUCUUCCGUGGCGUCGGCGCCUAACACAGCGGCCUCUCAUCACACUUACAGCCUUUACGACAGCAAUUGUGGUAGUGACAGUGUGGACGAAGGCGGAACUACGACACUUGUGAACUGUUCAUCAUUUCUUCGUUCGACCACCAGCGAUAGCAGCAGCAGUAACAGUAGUGCCACCACAACCACCGGCAACACUAUCAAGGCUGGACUUAGUUUAAAUGAUGGAAGUUUCGGUUUGACCGACUUUUCGGUGCAACAACCACUUUUGUGGUACAUGUGCGAUGAUGACAAGAUUAAAAUAAUGACGCAGCCAGAGUUCGAGGAGAUGCUUUCUCCCAAUCGUCGCCAUGUGAUAACACCCUACCUGCUGUUCUAUGCACGCUACGAUGUUCAACAAAAGCUGCUGCAACCGUCACCAGUGAAAUCGUCCUGCAAAUCAAGCUCGACCGCUAACGCUGAGGGUAGCAGUAUGCUGUUUGUUCCAGAUCCCGCCGGGUCUCGGCACACUCCUCAGUAG
Anopheles cruzii is the source of this 2967-nucleotide messenger RNA. RefSeq lists its product as uncharacterized. Lineage: Eukaryota; Metazoa; Arthropoda; Insecta; Diptera; Culicidae. Gene Ontology annotation, molecular function: cysteine-type endopeptidase activity; cysteine-type deubiquitinase activity. The transcript is spliced from 5 exons. Gene Ontology annotation, cellular component: nucleus; cytosol. Bases 1 to 2967 code for a protein of 988 amino acids. Gene Ontology annotation, biological process: protein deubiquitination. The record is from RefSeq and is a predicted model, not a curated record.